ACCUGUGUCAUUCGUGUGCGCGUCGUAAAAAAGUGAUUAUUGGAAUCAGGUCUCAACUCAAGGUCAUCGCACUACAUCUUCAUCGCAUCGAGUACACAAGAGGAUUCAUCUAAAUUAUUAUUACGAUGUCUGCCAAGUACCUACUGGUGUUCGAAACUCACAUGGGUGCCCUCAACUCCAUGGUCAAUGAAGUCGGAAACGGCGAGCACAAUCUGAUCCAGCCAAUUGACUGCGAAGUCAAGCUCGAGGUGCUUGAGUCUACGUGGAACAAGAUUGCCGACGCCAAUGACAAAUUGACCAGUUGCAAGGAUAUUGAUAUCACCCACAAUUACUUUAAAGAAGGUCGAUUCACCAAGGCCGUUAAUCGCUACGUAAUGGUUAAAUCUUCUCUCAAGCGCCGCAUCGCCGAAAUUGAACCUCGUGUGGUUCCUCUCUCGCCUCACAAUCGCACUGCAAAUGAGGCUACCGCCUUUCGUCCACAGUUGCCAACUAUUCAACCUCCAAAAUUCAAUGGAGAGCUUCUUGAAUGGCAAUCAUUCAAAAAUAAGUUCUCAUCCGUCGUUAACAAAGACGGUGUUAACGAGGUUGACAAGAUGCACUAUCUUCUCCAGAGCCUCCAAGGCACUGCAUACUCUCUCGUCGCUAAUGUGGAGAUAACAGACACUGCAUUCGCCACAGCCUGGCAAACUCUGACCACGAGGUAUGAGAACAAGCGAGUAUUGAUCACGGCUCAACUCAACAAACUGUUUACCAUACCCAAAAUGGCGUCGCGAGCCGCCAAAGAGGUUAACAACGUUAUCAACACCACUUCUGAGGUACUAAAUGCCCUGAGGGCUCUCGGAUCGCCAGUUGAUCACUGGGAUCACAUUAUUGUACAUUAUAUUACUCAGAAGCUGGAUCCUCAGACUCGAGAAGACUGGGAAAUCACGCUGGGGAGCGGCUACAGAUUUCCCACCGUACGAUCGUAUCAAGAGCUUCCUGCUAGCUCGUGCACGAGCCCUUGA
Cotesia glomerata is the source of this 1004-nucleotide messenger RNA. RefSeq lists its product as uncharacterized. NCBI's taxonomy places the organism in Eukaryota, Metazoa, Arthropoda, Insecta, Hymenoptera, Braconidae. The coding region runs from base 126 to 1004 and encodes 292 amino acids. The transcript has 2 exons. The record is from RefSeq and is a predicted model, not a curated record.